GCCGAGCCAUGUGACCGCCCAAAAUGGCGGGCCCCACGGGCGGCGUGUGACCCAGCCGAGCGACUCGACCUCGGGGCUCUUCGCGGGGCCCGGAGCGAGAAAAGACCCUGAACGGGGAGGCCUUUCCCGUCUGACCGGGGCUGCGGCUAGCAAAAGGGAAGCGCCUAUAAAACAGAUUAAAAUGGCAGGGAAAGAAUUUCUGGACCAUCCUGUGGAGAAAAAAUUCAAUCAUUCGAGAAAAAUCCCAGAAGCCAAAUGGCAGAUGAUGUUGGAAAGGCUGCCUCAGCGAGAUCAAAAUUUCUUCCUAAAUGGAAGCUUUGCCCUUGCCCUCAAUUCAAGUCUCCUUGCCUUAAUAUCUAAUAACUCGUUUAGGAAGAUUCUGCAUGUCACGCAGGCUCGUUAUUCAACAGUUGUAGCCAUGUCCAUAAUGCCCCUCACCAUAACAACAGUUGCUUAUGAGGCCAUAGUAAAACACUCUUUGAUGACAGGUAAUUUAAACUGUGAAAUCUGUGCUAUGGUGAGAGGUGGUUUAGUAGGAGCUGUCGUGGGUUUUUUCUACCCCAUCAUUCUAGCUUUGCCUCUGAAUGCAUUGCUGGCUACAAGGUACUAUACUGCUCCCUUGCCAAACAAAGACAAUGCAGUGCGAUUCUGGGUCUUGCUUAGUAAACCGAUUUUCAAAAAGUUGAGAUUUGCUGCUUUAAUCCAAGUUGCUUUUGGCGCAUACCUUGGUUCAAAACACCACGAAAUAUAUCUCAAAAUGUUGCGCAUGCCUGAACCUGGAAGGGAUCCCGAGGAAAUCAGAGAAUAAACCUUUAAAAAGGU
Molecule: messenger RNA, 822 nt
Organism: Notechis scutatus (mainland tiger snake)
Lineage: Eukaryota; Metazoa; Chordata; Lepidosauria; Squamata; Elapidae
Product: transmembrane protein 126A-like
Biological process (GO): mitochondrial respiratory chain complex I assembly
Cellular component (GO): mitochondrion
Source: RefSeq, a predicted model, not a curated record